AUGGAGCAGCUGCGAACAAUAACACGGAUACUAUGGGGCCCUCCCAGACCUUCCAUACUGUCCACCCUCCCAAUCGAGAUCUUGUUCAUAAUCGCCGAGUUCCUGUCUCUCGAAGAUGUCGCGCGCCUCAGGCAAACAUCCCACUUCCUAUCCACCACUCUAGAGCCAUACCUCUACGCCCACGCAGCAACACACAAACUACCAGGCAAGUCACGAAUGAUUCUCGACUGGGCUGCCGAGCAGGGCCAUAUACACAUCCUCGAGAAAAUCGACAAAUACGGGAACCAAAACGACAACCCCAACGCUAGCACAACAAUCCCCCCCAAAUGCAAAACCCGGGCACUCUCCCACGCCGCAAAGCGCGGGCAAACAGACGCAGUAAUGUUCCUCCUCGAGAUGGGCGCAGAGCUAGACGGCACCGUCGCAGUCGAGGACAGCUACCAAUGUACUGCUCUCCAUCGGGCCGCGAAGCACGGAUACAUUGAGACGGCGACGCUCCUGCUCGACCGCGGAGCAGAUAUUCAUAUUCGAUGCAACGCGAGCAACUCAGCAGCACUGGAACACGCCGCGCGGCUUGGAGAGCGAGAGAUGGUCCUGCUGCUAUUGGAUCGGGGCGCCGAUAUCAACGCGCCCGCGCUCGUUGCGAAUGCCGUGUUCUCAGAGAAUAUAGAACUCGUUCGGGCUCUGCUGGACAAAGGCGCCGCGAUUGAUAAUUCGUGGCAUUAUCGGCGGUCUGCUAUCCAUUGGACUAUGCCAUAUGGGAGGGCCAAUAUGCCGAUGUUGAAGUUACUACUUGGGCGCGGGAUCGACCCCAAUGUGAGAGACCAUGAGCGUGGUGAGACAGUUCUGCAUUGGGCUGCGUAUGAGGGGAAUGUUGAAGCUGUUGGGCUUUUGCUGGUGAAUGGUGCUGAUGCUGAUGUGGCUAAUCAUCAGGGUAAAAGGCCAUUACAUGCUGCCAUAGAAGGCCCCAGUAGCCAGAGCGAUGGGGAGACAAUUAUUCGGUUGCUUUUGGAAUCUGGAGCGGAUCCUCUAUCUGAGGGCUCUCCUGCUGGGACUCCUGUUGAUUUAGCGAGGCGUUUGAGGACACAGGGCAAUAUUAUAGGUCUGCUGGAGGCAGCGGCUGAAACCACUAGGUAUCAGAGCAGCGGUGGCAGAUAA
Molecule: messenger RNA, 1158 nt
Organism: Aspergillus puulaauensis
Lineage: Eukaryota; Fungi; Ascomycota; Eurotiomycetes; Eurotiales; Aspergillaceae
Exons: 1
Coding region: 1-1158 (385 amino acids)
Cellular component (GO): cytoplasm; nucleus
Molecular function (GO): protein binding
Source: RefSeq, a predicted model, not a curated record